Molecule: messenger RNA, 6879 nt
Organism: Cimex lectularius (bed bug)
Lineage: Eukaryota; Metazoa; Arthropoda; Insecta; Hemiptera; Cimicidae
Gene: axo
Product: contactin-associated protein like 5-1
Exons: 35
Coding region: 249-6233 (1994 amino acids)
Molecular function (GO): serine-type endopeptidase inhibitor activity
Source: RefSeq, a predicted model, not a curated record
UGACAUCAUUUGUACUCACUCCCCCGCCGUCUUCGUCGUAGUGGGAGGCGGUGGACAUCCGUCCGAGAACUAGUGUCCGUCACAAUUCCGGGCCGGUUUGACACAUUUCGGAAAAAGUCGGGGAAGAAGAAAUUUUCAAAAAAAAAAAAAAAACGAAAGUACACAGUGCCGUUGGGAAAUUUCGAGUUUUGAAUUGUUAUGUAGUGUCUUGUGGAUUUUUCAUCUUUAAAGUCUUUCAGGCGCAGGAAAUGGAGCUGUGGACUGUAAGCUUGGGACUGUUUUUCGCGCUGGCCGUCGAUUCUAUGCCUCAGGAGAUCAUGCCGUACAUUCCAAACUUAUCCCCUAAAGAUAGAUGUAAUGGUGUUGUAAUUAGAGGACCUUGCACAGACUGGAGUCCAAAAUGGUACUUCAACCAGACGAUACAAGCCUGCCGGACGUUCAUUUACGGGGGUUGCAAGGGGGAGAAUGUGUUCAACUCGGAAGCUGAAUGUCUUCAUUACUGCAUAGGAGGGCAGCACACUCUCCCACCGAACUUGAGGCCGAGAAACGUAACAACGGACAAACCGGAAAUCCUCAGGGUCCCAAAGACGACCACGAUCCCGCCUGCGCCUUACGACGAGCGAGGCGCGAAGCUGACGUUCGCGGAAACGGGCUACCAAGAAGUAUUCAUGAUGGCCAAAAGCAACGCGUUUAUACAGUUAGAUGGAAACAGGAUCACCGAAUUCCAAUUGAGAAUGAGCAGAGAAAUAUCUUUUCAAUUCCGGACACGACUGCCACAUGGACUUUUGGUCUAUCACAGCAUCAAAGACAGGCCUCCUGGACUAAAUCCUUACGCUUUGUACGUCAUUGUUGAAAAAGGCCAGUUGAAAGUCGUCCAUGUCUUCGGCAAACAUUCCACAUCCAUGAUAGUUGGUGAAGGUCUAAACCGUGACAGGUGGCACAGCGUGACUGUGACUAUCGACCUCGAGCAGGGAAGACUGAAAGCCACGGUGGACGACCAGUCUGGAGAGGACAAAAUCCAGGGUUUCCACAAAUCCAAGAACUACGGAGUUACAAAAGAUUUAACAUCAGUCGUUCUCAUUGGAGGACUGAGCCCGGAAGAGAAACUCCACGGUGUGAAGUACAUUAUCGAAUCGUUUGUCGGUUGCAUCAAAGACGUGAGGCUAAGCGCUGGUAAAAAUGUUUCCUCGCUCACUGCGAUAAUCCCACUCAUAGCCACGAAACACGAUAAUGUCCUCGAAGGAUGCAUUGACAAAUGCAGGACGAGAGAAAAUUUGUGCUUCGUUGGUAGCAAAUGUAUUAAUCAUUACAAUCAUUUAUCAUGCGAUUGCUUCGGCACAUACUAUGAAGGAGAACAAUGUGAUAUAUACACUGCCACGAUACUUACACUAAGAGGCUUUUCAUUUGUAUCAUACCGAGUCUAUGACUGGAAAGAUCGAGUCCACUCUAGUGUAAAUAGAAUAAGUUUACAUUUUAAAACAAGAUUUGAUGAUUCAGCGCUUUUUUAUGCAAGUGGUGAAAACAUAUAUCCUCCUUAUCGCCACUACAUAGGGAUUUCUUUGCUCAACUCGACGAUAAUAGUCGACAUUGAUCUCGGAUAUGGUGCAGUUGUUAAGAGAAUGGGCUCUCAUCUGACCGACAACAAAUGGCACAAUUUGACCCUGCUGCAUGUCAACUCAACCGUCACAAUCUACCUUGACGACACAGUCGCCGAGAUGAAGUUGCCAGGUAGUAAUAGGCAUUUGUACAUCGACCCAGAAAUCAACAUAGGCGGUGGAACAGAGCUGAACAAAAACAAGGGAUUGUACUCAGUCAAUAAUUUCAUCGGCUCGCUCAAAUACGUCUUUUACAAUGAUGCAUCCAUCCUGUACGAGCUUAACAAGACAAGUCAUAAAGUGCAUUACAUCGGUGUCCUGGAGCCGUUGUUCGCCGAAGUUGACGUCGAUGUCAUUCCGAUGACUUUUCCUUUCUCAUCGAGCAAUUUUGCAUGGAAAGUAGCCAGUCGUGAAUUUCUUCACUUGCAGUUUGAGUACAAAUCGAAUAAAAAUGCUGCUGUCAUUGCCGCAUCGGCUGUCAUGUCAGAAAAAAAACCAGGAUGGUGGGAGCUAAAAAUAGUCAACGAUGAGCUGAGAUUUGAAUUAGUUCCUGACUCUAUGAAAAAUGUCACAUAUCUUUUAAGCGUCAAGGUGGAAACGAAAAACGUCUGGCAUUCUGUAGAAGUUUUAUAUUUGAAAGGCGAAGUUGCACUGACUGUCGGAAAGAAACCAAGGCAAAAGAUGAAGAUAACAGAACAGAUUUUACUCGGAGAUAAAAUUGUAAUUGGAAGCGCAUACCCUGGCGGCAAGGCAAGUGUGGGUUUUGUCGGCUGUUUGCGCGAAGUCUUCAUUAACAGAGAGUUUGUCGAGCCGAGGCUCGUUGUUCUCUCGAAACGCACGACCGGCGAGGUGUCCCUUGACAACUGCGAACUCGUCGACCCUUGUAAAAGGCCCAACGCUUGUGAACACAACGGUAAGUGUUCCGUGAAAGACGACCGGCUUACGUGCGAUUGCAAAGACACAGGAUACAUCGGAAAAAACUGUCAUUUCGCCAAAUUUAGAAAGACAUGUGAAGAGCUCGCCCUCUUGGGCUAUACAAAGCCUGAUGUUUAUUUAAUUGAUAUCGACGGCAAUGGAAGAUUUCCUCCGGCACAUGUUAAAUGCGAAUUUCAGUCUUUUGAAGAUUCAACGAAAACUAUUGUAGAGCACAACUUACCAAGCCAAGUGGAUGUGCGAAGUGCGUCUGAAAGUGACUUCAGCUUUCAGAUUAUGUACAGAGAGUUUACAUCCGAGAUGCUCCAGGAGCUGAUAUCUCAUUCGCUUUACUGUUCUCAGUACAUCAAGUAUGAUUGUUACAAAGCGCCACUUGAACUUCAUUCUGCAACUUGGUUUGUAGCAGCGGCGAAUAACGGGACUGUAGACUACCUCGGAAAUGUAAAACGAGGCUCUUGCACUUGUGCAGAAAAUAGAACAUGCGUGAGUACGGAACAGUCGUGCAACUGCGACAUAUCCGAGGCGAAAUGGCUGUCAGACGAUGGUUAUUACAUCUCUCCCAAUUCUCUCGGUAUCACUCAAAUGGUGUUCCUCCAACAGACUGAUCUAGAAGAAGACGCGCUCGGAAGGAUCACCCUAGGCCCAUUGGAAUGCGUCGAAACAAAUACGCAGAAAUACGUUGUGACAUUUACAACGAGCCAGUCUUACAUAGAAGUCCCGGGGUGGCGCAAAGGGGACAUUGCUUUUAGUUUCAGAACCACAGGGGAAAAAGCUAUUCUCCUGUAUCAACCGCCGAUAAGACCGCAUCAUCCAUCCUUCAUGGUGGCACUUACAAGUGAUUUUCAACUUACAUUCAAUUUUACACUAAACACUGGAAAUUCUCGUGAAUUGGCUGUAAAAUCUCAGAGGAAGCUUAACAGCGGUGAAUGGCAGAAAAUAUGGAUAGAUUACAACGAGCAUCACGUUAGGUUUAUGAUAAAUACGGAUUAUCAAAUGGUGGAUCUUUUGCCUGACGAGGAAUUCGGCCCGUUCGAAGGUAGCAUGUUCAUCGGCGGAGCAACCGAAGAACUUCUUGUGGAGAGAUCGGUGAAACAAGGCCUUAUAGGUUGUUUCAGGGGUUUGGUCGUCAACGGCGAGAUCCUCGACAUAUAUUCCUACAUGUCGGUGCACCUUUCUGAGAUAAUACAAGACUGCAAGCCGUCCUGCUACCCGAAUCCUUGCAAAAAUGGCGCAAAGUGUAAAGAGCUUUGGAGCACGUUCCAGUGCGUUUGUGAGAACUCAUGGGCGUACAUCGGAACUUUCUGCGAAACGAACAUAAAUGAAAAUGGAAUAACACAAGUAUUGAGGGAGCCGCAUGUGAGCAAAAAUUUCCUCUCGAUGGCAAACGAAACGGAUAAGUCGACGUUCAAAAACCUCCUGCAAGAGACGAUCCUCCUCAAUAUCAGGACGUACGACAACCAUUCGCUUAUUCUUCACGCAAACGACCAUUUGAACAAUUUCAUCCAGCUGUACAUUAAAAACGAAAGUAGGGUCGUUUUCUGCUUCAAUUCGGGUGACUUGAUUCACAACGUGAGCGUCGACUACCACGGAUUGAAUAGUGGAAAAUCUGUUCAAAUAGCGAUUGUAAGAAAUUACAACGAGACGAUACUGCACGUUAAUGAUAAAAACAGCACGGUUAUUGCACCUAUUCUUCUUCUUACUAAUUAUUCCAGCAAGCCUUGGGCAAAUCCUGAACAAGAAGUUUUAGCGCCUCAACGUCCCCCUGCACCACCAACAGAAUAUUUCCAAGUGAAUAUCGGCGGAUAUGAAAACUUGCUGAAUGCUGGGCAAGACAAGCCUCUUGAGGGGUUCAUCGGUUGCAUCAGGGGGCUGAAAAUCGGUGACACAGUUGUAAACCUGACAAAUUACAUAGAAGAGAAAACCGAUAACGCCUCUGUGAGCAUGAUACCUGGAUGUCGAAUGAAGUGUGAUGAGAAUCCAUGUAAAAAUCAGGGGAUCUGCAUCGAAGAUUUUCUCAAGGGCGAGGCUUCUUGUAACUGUGAGUUCACCUCCUAUGAAGGUGAAUCAUGUAGUGAAGAAAAAGGUGCCGAUUUCGGCGGUGAGUCAGUUCUACAGAGGAAAUUCACUCUCGAAGCCAACAGUACGAUAAACAAUAUCAAAGUCCAACUUGCGUUUUCCAGUUCUGACAACAGGCAGAGAAGCACGGCUCUUCUCUUACUUCAAACCGUUAACAAAAGGAGUUAUUACCUAAUUGUAGCACUGAAUAUUGAAGGCGAUUUGAUCAUAGAGGAGGACAGAGAAGGAUCAGCAUACGGUGUUAAAAUGAAAGACAGAUCUUUCCUCAACGGAGCCAGGCAUUCUGUCUAUUACAAACGGAUAAAUGACUCUGCCAUACUUCUCGUUGACCGCGAGGAAGUUCAAUUGGUACCGAUACCUGUUCUAAGUUUGACUGAAGUCCCCGGGAACCAUGGUGCUAAUGAAGUACAAGUUGGAGGGUUGAACACAAGCGAUCCACGGUUCGCGGCAUACAUGAGCUACAGUGGUUGUCUUUCCAAUGUAAUUCUGGAAGUUAACGGACAAGAGAUGAAGCCUCUGGAGGAGUACAUGUCCUGGAAAACUGGUAGUACGGUACAUGUACAAAAAUCCCAAGGCGUGCGAAGUGCUCAGUGUGCAUUUUUUGAAGCGAUGAAUAAACCAAGGCCUGGUCCUGUGCUCAACCUGAGCUCAGUCAGUGGAGAAGAAGAGCAUACAUGGGUUGAAGACCCUCCUGCGAAAAUCCCUUACAAGUCGCUUUAUUCUGGACCGUCGACUGCAGAAGAAGGAACAGGGAGAGUUCUGUUUAUAAUCGCCACGUCAAUGUUCUGCAUAUUUGUAACCGGUACGUUUUACCACGUCUAUCGGACUCAUGUCGCUUAUAAACGGAGGAAAGAAGCUGAAACGACGAUUCUAUGGCAUAACGCUCCGAUUCAGUAUAAAGAGCCUCCUAUACCUAUAGCACCUAUCAAGUCUGUCAGGUCGAGAAGUGUGUGCGAGGGUAGCCUGUACACCGGGCAGAACGGAAGGCCUGUACAGUACCAGGAAUCACUUCUAAGACCCGCAAUCAAACUCACCAGGUCAAAGAGUCAGGAUGAUAGCAUCAAAUCUUCUUCGCACAACGGCUCCGAUUUGAAACCGGUCUACAAAUCAUCACCGAGCACUCCAGCCCCUGUCGUACGAUUCAGAAUACCUUCCGACGAUCAUAUUAUCAGAGAAAAUGGAAUACAAGAGAAAAACAUAGAUGAAGAGGAGAGAAGAGAACUUUUGAAGCCCUCUUUGACCAACGAGAUCAAAGAGGAUUUCAAACCAAAUGAAGUUAUCGUAAAACCGAAUCUCGAUGUAGUUACUUACACCAUUGACGAAGACCAUGCGGGCGAAAUGGAAGAAGAGGAAGAAAUGCAGCGCAACUUGCGACCCAGGAGUGUUGAUUUUAGCGUCGGCGGUAAAGACAAGUUGGAGGAAGUCGACAGAAACAGGAAUUCAAUCGCUUCAAGUUCAACAUCGCUUUCGUCGACGGGCGGCAGACAACUUUGGGGAAAGCUCUUAGGACCGGUUUAUCUCAACGAGAGGCUGCGCAGCUUCGGCACCCCGCUCAGCUACUUCAGGGUGCAAAGGUUUCGAAGGCCUUCGGCAAACCGAAGUAAAGAGUCGGUCAUGUCUUUGGACUAGAGUUUUACUUUCAUCCGAACACAAAGUGUCAAGGACCCGAAAUUCAGCCAAUUUUUAACUUUAGUUUAUGCAAGAACCGAUUGAAAUUAGAUCUCUUGUAAUUUUUGUUUUUAAUUGUAAAUUUUCUUUAGAUAUAAUUUCUUUUUAAAAUUAUACUCAUGGAAAUAGUUUUUUAAUAUUUAGUGUAGGCUAUAUGUUAUGAUUAAUGUGAUAAUAAAAAGAAUAAGAAUGUAUAUAAGCGAAACUUUUUUUUUUUAAUUUUUCGAAUUCAGUCAGAUCAAAUUAAUAAAAUGAUACCAAAAUUACCAGUAUCUUUUAACCCUUUUCAAAUACUAUAGAUUUAUGAAUAAAUAACUAAAGUUUAUUAUUUUUUAUAUGCAGUCUUAUCUAAGUUAAGUAGAAAAUAGAUUUUUAAAAAGGCUAUUGUUAGUAGCAGAUGCCAUAAUUUUAAAUGACUUUUUUUUGUAAUUUAGACUGAAAAUAAAUUAUGUAUUUAUAAAAGUUCAUGUUAUAUAAAUAAACACAUCUAUUUAUCCAUUUAAAAUACAUUCCUCUAAUAGUUUUUAUCUAUUAGUGACAAAAUUGUGAAAUCUAGCUUGGAUGAUUUACGAGCUAUAAAAAUUAAGGCUGUUAUAAUAAAAUUAUA